Endocarpon pusillum Z07020 is the source of this 246-nucleotide messenger RNA. RefSeq lists its product as uncharacterized. The coding region runs from base 1 to 246 and encodes 81 amino acids. Gene Ontology annotation, cellular component: cytosol. Gene Ontology annotation, biological process: copper ion transport. The transcript is spliced from 2 exons. Lineage: Eukaryota; Fungi; Ascomycota; Eurotiomycetes; Verrucariales; Verrucariaceae. Gene Ontology annotation, molecular function: copper chaperone activity; metal ion binding. The record is from RefSeq and is a predicted model, not a curated record.
AUGGCAGAGCACUCCUACAAAUUCAACGUCUCCAUGUCCUGUGGCGGCUGCUCCGGCGCCGUCGAGAGAGUCCUCAAGAAGCUUGAUGGCGUCAAAUCCUACAACGUGGACCUGAAAGCGCAAACCGCCGAAGUGGAAGCCGAGGAGAGCCUGUCGUACGAGAAGGUGCUGGAGACGAUCAAGAAGACGGGCAAGAAGGUCAAUAGCGCGGAGGCGGAUGGCGAGGAGAAGAGUGUGGAGUUAUAG